Populus trichocarpa (black cottonwood) is the source of this 833-nucleotide messenger RNA. Its product is annotated as nuclear transcription factor Y subunit B-4. The record is from RefSeq and is a predicted model, not a curated record. NCBI's taxonomy places the organism in Eukaryota, Viridiplantae, Streptophyta, Magnoliopsida, Malpighiales, Salicaceae. The coding region runs from base 61 to 492 and encodes 143 amino acids. The transcript has a single exon. Gene Ontology annotation, biological process: regulation of transcription by RNA polymerase II. Gene Ontology annotation, molecular function: protein heterodimerization activity; RNA polymerase II cis-regulatory region sequence-specific DNA binding; DNA-binding transcription activator activity, RNA polymerase II-specific. Gene Ontology annotation, cellular component: CCAAT-binding factor complex.
UUUAUAAGUAGCUAGAAUGCAAAAACAAAGAGUAAAUAAUAUUUCUGACUGAAAACAGAAAUGGAUGAUGAUAAGCAAGAUCAGUUGUUGCCUAUUGCCAAUGUGGGUCGGGUAAUGAAGCAGCACCUGCCACCAACAGCAAGGGUUUCGAAAGAAGCUAAGCAAAGAAUGCAAGAAUGUGCAACAGAGUUUAUAAGCUUUGUCACUAGCGAGGCUUCUAACAAGUGUCGAAAGGAGAAUCGCAAGGCUUUGAACGGAGAUGAUGUCUGUUGGGCUCUCAGUUCUUUAGGGUUUGAUGACUAUGCUGACACUACAGUAAGGUAUUUGCACAAAUACAGGGAGGCUGAAAGGGAAAAGGCUGACCAAAAGAAAGCUACUGACACUGAAAAGGUCAACAAAGAUGAAGAAUCCAACCAUACAAGUUGCCAAGCAGUACAGCAGCAAACUGACCAGAUUCCUGAACCAACAAUAUUAGAGUUUAGGUUUCUUUAAGAAGCUACUGCAAUUAAUUAAUUAAUGGAAGUUCUCUCAGAAACCAAUCUUGAGAAAUACUAGGGCCUACUUCGUAUGAUGGGGAUGAAGUAGAAGAUCAAAUGGAAGUUCUCUCAGAAACCAAUCUUGAGAAAUACUAAGGCCUACUUCUUAAUUAUGAUGGAGAUGAAGUGUGGAAGAUCAAAACGUAGGCAAUAUUACAUAUAUAUGGAGGAGAUCAGAGUUUUUUAAUAACUUGUGACAUAAUUUGGUGUAAUACAUAUAUAUCUAGCUGUAUGAAAUAAAGGGCUUUAAUUUUCUUCUAUAUGAAUCCGGUUGCUACUCUCUGAGGUAAACUUAAA